AUGGAUUUCUGUUUUCCAUAUUGGCCAUUCAGAAACGAGUUGAGUAAUACCAACCGAUUGUUUAUUUUUAAUCUUUUGUACGAGAUACAAAAAACCAUGGCUAGUAACCGUUUCUUUUUCAAAGACGAUUCCUCUUCAAGCGAAGAAUCGAGUGAUGAUCAACAGCAAGUUCAAGUUACAACAGCGAAAAAGGGUGCUAGUAAAACCGCAGCAAAAGGCGCAUCCAAAGCAUACAUCGCCGUGAGUGAUGAUGAAGAAGAUGUUAAGCGUGUUGUACGUAGUGAAAAAGUGAAACGAUACGAAGAAAUCGAAGAGAUUAUCAAGAAAAUAAAACAUGCAAUGCGCAUUCGCGAUAUUGGUUUGGUCUAUGAAUGUUAUGAGAACUUAGUCAAAGCAUAUGAAAAAGCUAAACGUGUUUUGGAAAAAGAUCAAAAUUUACCACGAUCAUUGAUCAAAAUGUUGGCCCAACUCGAUGACUUCGUUAAUCAAUGUUGGGGCGAUCGAGAUUGGCGUGAAACAUUGAAUAAAAACAAUUCGAAUAAUUUAAGUGCUUUACGUCAAAAAAUCCGUCGAUUUCUCAAACAGGAACCAUUGGAGAAAGAAAUCAACGCUUAUCGUGAAAAACCUGAUGUUGGCGAUGAAGAAGUACCUAUUGAUGAAGUUCCAUCGGCAGAACAAAGUGCUGAUAGUGAAGAAGAUCAAGAAGAAGUCGCUCCAACAAAAAGCAAACCGCAAGACGAUGACGAUAGCGAGUCCAGCGAUGUCUCCUGGGAUGAAAGUGAAGACGAAUCGAGUGACAGUUCAAUCGAUGUCGAUGCACCCAAAGAAGAACUUUACAAGAAAUUCUUGAAAUCUGAUAAACCAGAAAAGGAAAAAUCGAACAAAAACAAAGAUGCUUCUGGUACUAAACGUACGCCUAAAGUACGUCGCCCCGAUCGACCAAUUCAACAAUCCGACGAUGAAGAUGAAGAUGGACAAAAAGACUCUCAACCUCGACAAGAUGUCCUAAAACUUGUUUCGUUCGCCAAAGACGAAGAAAUCACACAUGAUGCGAUUCUAAAAAAACUCAACGAAAUCAUUGCCAUGCGUGGUAAACGUGGUACUAAUCGUCGAGAUCAAUUAGAAUGCUUGAAGGUCCUUCGCUUAUACGUCGAAAAACUAGCUUUGGGUGUUGCACUCGACAUCAGGAUUUUAUUAAUACAAAUUGCUGUCAGCUUCGAUUAUCAUCACAAGAGUAAUGAAUGUUUGAAACCUGAAGCAUGGGCACGUGCGCUUGAUUACAUCGAUGAAUUGUUAACAUUAUUAAGCAAACAUGAAGAAGUUCAAAUUAGUGAAAAUAUCAGUGAAGAAGCUGAAAAUCUCAAAAAAGAACCAGACUAUCGUAUUCAUGGUGAUAUUAUAACCAUAAUAAUCAAAAUGGAUGAAGAAUUUACGAAAAUUUUACAAAAUACUGACGCUCAUAGUCAAGAUUAUGUUGAACGCUUAAAAGAUGAACUACGCGUUUGUUCAAUAAUCGAUCGCAUGAAGACGUAUCUCGAAUCAAAAGCUGAGAAAAAUGUUAUGAUCACUGGUGAUUCUCACACGAGUGCAGUACAACUUGUUCAACCACAACAUUUAUGUACAGCAUACAUGUGUGUUAUUGAACAUCUCUAUUACAAACAUGAUAAAACAUCCGGUCAGCCAUCUGUAGCUUUAAUGGAUCGUCUUUGCAAAUAUAUCUAUGCAAAAGAUUCAUUGAAUCGUUUACGAGCUCGUGCAAGUCUUUGCCAUGUGUAUCAUUUAGCAUUGCACGACCAUUACUACGAAGCACGUGACUUAAUGUUGAUGUGUCAUAUGCAAGACACAAUUAAUUCAUCGGAUGUUUCAACACAAAUCUUAUACAAUCGAACGAUUGUUCAAUUAGGUCUAUGCGCAUUCCGUUUCGGUUCGAUUCGUGAAGCCCAUCAAGCACUAGUCGAUAUGCAAUCGAGCAAUCGUGCCAAAGAAUCGUUAGCACAAGGUGUUCAAAUGCUUCGUAAUCAAGAACGAACACGUGAUCAAGAAAUGAAAGAACGACAACGUUUACUACCAUUUCAUAUGCACAUCAACUUAGAAUUAAUUGAAUGUGUUUAUCUAGUUUCAGCCAUGUUAAUCGAAAUUCCAUUUAUGGCUUCUCAUGAAUGUUAUGCACGAAAGCGACCAAUUAGUAAACAUUUUCAUACACAAAUGCGACAAGCUGAAAAACAACCUGUUUUCGGACCACCGGAAUCCAUGCGUGAACAUGUGGUUGCUGCAAGUCGAGCAAUGAAAACCGGUGAUUGGAGUGCGUGUGUUAACUUCUUGAUCAAUGAAAAAAUGAAUGGAAAGGUCUGGAAUUUAAUGCCACAAGCAGCAGAAGUACGCAAAAUGCUUAUUGAUAAAAUCAAAGAAGAAUCUUUACGUACCUAUUUGUUUACUUAUGCGACGGUUUACGAUGCUAUUUCCAUGCCGACAUUAGCUGAUAUGUUUGAAUUACCGGUUAAACAAGUCUAUGGUAUUGUUAGUAAAAUGAUUAUCAACGAAGAACUCAUGGCUUCACUUGAAGAACCAAAUCAAACUGUUAUAAUGCAUCAUACAGAUCCUUCGAGAACACAAGCACUUUCGCUUCAACUCGUUGAGAAGAUCUUCCAAUUGUAUGAGCAAAACGAAAAAAUCGUUAAUCUACGUGGUGGUGAACCAAACUUUUAUUCAAGACCAAAUCAACAAGCACAACAAGGACAACAACGCAAUCAAGGAACUAGUGGAGGCGGCAACAGCGGUGGCGGUGGACAAAACUGGAAUCGAUCUCAACGAUCAGGAACAAAUCGCGCCUAUUAA
Messenger RNA from Adineta ricciae, 2835 nucleotides. Lineage: Eukaryota; Metazoa; Rotifera; Eurotatoria; Adinetida; Adinetidae. The record is from the annotation of a GenBank genome assembly.